Molecule: messenger RNA, 267 nt
Organism: Aureococcus anophagefferens
Lineage: Eukaryota; Pelagophyceae; Pelagomonadales; Pelagomonadaceae
Exons: 1
Molecular function (GO): RNA binding
Source: RefSeq, a predicted model, not a curated record
GACCGCGCGGACAAGGUCUUCGUGGGCAACCUGCCCUUUUCGACGACGAGCGCCGGGCUCCGGGCCAUGUUCGAGCGCUACGAGAUCAAGGGCGCGAAGAUCGUCGCGGACCGCGCGACGAACCGCAGCAAGGGCUUCGGCUUCGUGACCUUCGCGACCGAGGCCGACGCCGCGGCCGCGGUGCAGGCGUUCGCCGGCGUCUCCGUCGAAGGCCGGCCGCUGUCCGUGCGCUUCGCGACGCGGCGCGGCACGGGCAAGGUCGGGGGC